Molecule: messenger RNA, 1739 nt
Organism: Heteronotia binoei (common prickly gecko)
Lineage: Eukaryota; Metazoa; Chordata; Lepidosauria; Squamata; Gekkonidae
Gene: METTL15
Product: methyltransferase 15, mitochondrial 12S rRNA N4-cytidine
Exons: 6
Coding region: 439-1656 (405 amino acids)
Biological process (GO): rRNA base methylation
Molecular function (GO): rRNA (cytosine-N4-)-methyltransferase activity
Source: RefSeq, a predicted model, not a curated record
AAGGAAAAAAGAUGCGGAAGUGGGGAAUCCCGUCAACCACAUUUUCUGGAGAAAUUGUGCAGCAGGCUGCUAUGCACGUUUACUCAUAAGCAACUUCCUUGGAGUUCAAUAGGGUUUAUUCUAGAGUAAGCCUGCAUGAGAGUACAGCCUACCAAAUGGAAUCCCUUUGAAAUCAAUGCAGGCGCGAGAAAAAUGUGAGGGGGAGCCUAUGAGGCGCAGAGUGGGCACUUUUCGCUUUUGGGAAAACUCUUCGGGUCUUUCCUUCCCUGGAUAAAGGCGCCGGACUCUUGCGCGGAACACAAGGCACUGGCGCCUUGUUCUAGGGAGGAAGACCAUUAGCAACCCUCCUGGCGCGGCAGACACCAACGAGAAACCCUGGGGGUGGGUAGUCGUCUCACGAAACUCUGAGUACCGCCUCAAAGUUGGCUUCUCUACAACAUGCAUCGACUUCCGUGCUUAAGCAAACUGUGCAAUAGGUUUCUUUGUUGUCGCUUAAUUACAUCUAGUCCAAAUUACUUUAAAAUGUUGGUCAGAAAUAUAUCAUCUUCAUUAGGAAAUGAAUAUGGAACUGAAGAAAAAUCAGUGCAUUUUUAUGGUGAUGAAAAGCUACAGUACAGUGUAGAUAAUGAAGACUGUCGUCAACUUCAUAUUCCUGUUAUGGUCAAAGAAGUCGUUAACUUUUUAGAACCGCAGAAAGGACAGUGUUUUCUUGAUAUGACAUUUGGAGCAGGAGGCCAUACCAAGGCUCUUUUGCAAAAAGCAAGGAAUAUUAAAAUAUAUGCACUUGACAGAGACCCCACAGCAUUUGAACUAUCUCAACAGCUUUCUGAAUAUCACCCGCAACAAAUCCAGGCUCUUCUAGGACAAUUUAGUCAAUCAGAAGCCUUGUUAACAUCUGCAGGAGUGCAUCCAGGGGGUCUGGAUGGAAUUGUUUUGGAUGCCGGUUGCUCUUCUAUGCAACUGGAUACUCCAGAAAGAGGUUUUUCCUUUCGAAAAGAUGGCCCUUUGGACAUGAGGAUGGAUGGUGGCAGGUAUCCUGACAUGCCCACCGCUGCUGAUGUUGUGAAUGCUUUAGAUCAACAGGCACUUGCGUCCAUCCUGAGAACAUAUGGGGAGGAGAGGCAUGCCAAGAAAAUAGCUUCAGCGAUUGUUCAGGCACGCAGCAUAUACCCCAUCACCAGAACUCAGCAGCUUGCCAGCAUUGUUGCAGGUGCUUUCCCUGAAGCAGCUUUAUAUGCUCGAAAAGACUUACUUCAAAGACCAACACAUGUUGCCACCAAAACUUUCCAAGCAUUGCGUAUAUUUGUGAACAAUGAACUGCAUGAACUCCUUGCAGGAUUAAAGGUAGCUGAGAAGUUUCUUAAACCUGGAGGUCGACUUGUAGCACUUUCUUUCCAUUCAUUAGAGGAUCGUAUCAUCAAGCGAUUUCUUUAUGGAAUAGAUAAUUCAGAAAAAUGUAACCUCAAUGUACGGCAGAAGAUAAGGCAAAUGGGAAAGAAUUCUUCAGAAAAAGAGGUGAAUAAUGACUUGCCCACAGUCAAUGUUAACUCAAGAUGGACUGCUAUACAAAAGAAAGUCCUUACUCCCCAGGCUAAGGAUAAUGAUGAAAAUCCAAGAGGGCGCUCAGCAAAGCUAAGAGGAGCUCUCAAAUUGUAAAUUGUUAUUUUUCCUAUUUUGCAAUUCAUUUGUAAUAUUUAUCAUUCAUAAUUGCUAAAUUAAACAGUAAAAAAACUAAGCUA